Molecule: messenger RNA, 3365 nt
Organism: Haplochromis burtoni (Burton's mouthbrooder)
Lineage: Eukaryota; Metazoa; Chordata; Actinopteri; Cichliformes; Cichlidae
Product: carcinoembryonic antigen-related cell adhesion molecule 5-like
Exons: 8
Coding region: 1-1218 (405 amino acids)
Source: RefSeq, a predicted model, not a curated record
AUGGAAAAGCCCAGCAGGGGUACUACUCUGUUGAUAUACGAGAAAGUCUCCAAUGUGUUGGUAACUUCCAGCAGCACAGACUUGGUUGAGUUCAGUGCUUCUGUCUCUCUGUCCUGCUCUGCCUCUGGAUCCUCUCUCUCUUUCCUCUGGUUGAACGGCAGCUCUGAGGUUACAGCAAGUGACAGAGUUCAGCUCACUGAUGGAGGCUCCAGUCUGACUAUAAUCAAUGUGACCCGCUUUGACCAGGGACCAUUCAGGUGUCGUGUGUCCAACCCUGUCAGUACUGGUACCAGUGAUCCAGUAAACCUCUCCAUCAGCUAUGGCCCAGAAAAUAUCAAUUUGAUCUUAUCUCCACCACAAGGAUACUUUGCUGUGGGGUCAGACAUCAGCCUCACCUGCUCAGUUGGAUCCAGACCUCCUGCCCAGUUUAACUGGUUUCUGAAUGGAGAUCAGCUGCUUGAUACUGGAUCAGAGCUCAGACUGAUGAAUGUUAACAUGAGUAACAGUGGAAACUACAGCUGUCAGGCCUUUAACAACAAAACUCUGAGAUCUCAAACAUCUGAGCCUUCAGCCAUCACUGUGCUGGAGGAAAUAUCAGGUGCUUCUGUCAAACCAUCAAUAAACCUGCCAGUUGACGGAACCUCUGUCAGAUUAACCUGUGAGGCUUCUGGCUCAGUCUUUACAAGGAUCUGGAUGAAGGAUGGCUCCGAACUGACCCCGACUGACAACAUGAUCCUUUUUGAUAAUAACAGAGUGUUGACCUUUAACACUGUGAAGAGGAAAGACAGUGGAGAAUAUUUCUGCCAGAUCAGCAACCCCAUCAGCAGUGAUGAAGCUAAAUACAUCAUGACUGUUAAUUAUGGACCAGAAAAUGUUCAAAUCAAAGGUCCAAAUGAGAUAAAUAUCAAAGGCACCUUAAAACUGAUCUGCUCUGCUGAAUCCACACCAACUGCCAGAUUUAGCUGGUUGCGUAAUGGUGUAGAAAUCCUCACCAAUUCUGCUGAGUACAUUAAAGAAGAGGUUGAACUUUCUGAUAGUGGCAACUACACCUGUCAAGCCUGGAAUAAUAUAACUGAGAGUAACAUCAUCAUCAGUGGUGCAUGGACUGACUGUAACAGAGAAAUCAUCAGGAUGUGCUGCUGGUUGCAUCGCUGGAAUAGUAAUCGCAUGUUGUGUCAUCGUCGCUGCAGCUGUUGGUGGAGGGUACUACAUUUAUAAGAAAAAAUUCAACAAAAAUCCUCAGAAGCAAAACACAGAACAAGAUGAAAAUAUGUAUGAGAACAUUUCCAUUACAAGAAAAUAAAAAAUAUAAACCCAGUGAUGACCUUGACAUUUAAAGGUAAGUUUGACAUUUGUUCUCAAUGUUAUUUAAGAAGGAACUAUUUUGUUAAUUAACAAGAAUAAUUUUCUAUUUCUGUAGAUGAUGCAUUUUUAGAAGUCUUCACCUGCUGCAGGAGGAGUAACAUUAUAAUUUUCAUUGGCUUGAGAUCAUAUAAAGUUAAACAAGAUAUGUUAAGAUUUUUUUACCUAAUAGAUUAUUACUCUUCAUCUCAAAUAACUAUUAAUACUUUCUCUGUAAUAAAUCUUCUAAUAUUCAAGUCGCUACUUUAUUUUAAAUAUUUAUAAAACAAUCAACACAUCACAGUUGUGUCUAUAUGUUUAUAUAAACUUAUUACUUAUCAGUUACCAACUGUAGUAUAAUAAUUACAUGACUUUGCACGUUAAUGUUAAAAUCUACCUUCAGAGUGAUGUCCAAACUGUGGACCGUGGCCUCUUGUUGGGACUGCAGGUGUGCCGCAGUGAUAACAGAAAUUCAGUUUGAAAUUAUAGUAUUUACAGGUAUAUAUUUAUGUAAAUUUAAUUAAAAAGGGAAAGUUAUAAAAAGCUUCAAGUAAAACUGGUAACAGGAGUUUGUUAGUUUGGUAUUUCAUAAAUUACUCUGACAUUGAGUCUCUCAUCUUUGUUUCUCAGUUGCUUUGCACAUGAAUGGGUAGCAUUAGCAAUUUUUAGCCAACCGCCUGUGUUGUUUGCAUGUAUCGAAUAAAACAUUCAAUGAAAUACUUCGCUCUUUCUCUUGUAUUUUAAUUAGAGUGAAGAUUCAACAUUGGAUGGACCCCACAGGAUUUUCUGGUUUUUAAGUCAAAAAACAGUUGGCUGAAGGUUUUUUAGCCACUGAUAAGACCUUACAGUGUGCAAAGGAUGAAAGUCCAAACUCAGAGUCAGCCUAAUGAGUCAGUCGGUUCAGUAUGAUUCAGUAGUUUUAGGGCCUAGGAGAUUCAUCAGUACUGGAGAAUAAUGGGUAUUAUUGGGAGUUUCUCAGAAGGCAGUGCGUCAUGUUUUUAGUGUUCUUUGUCUCAACCUCAGGAGACAAAGCUGAUUGAACACAAUCCACCUUGUGUAAUAUAUAUAAUUGUUAAAUGGCUAAAUAGUUCAAUGAAAUGCUAUAGCAGAUUAGCCAGUGAUGUUGGGCUACAUGUUUUUUCGUGGUUUUUGAGUGGUCACUUUAACAGUGUUUCACAGUGCUCCAACCUCUGACUGUCCUCUCUAUUAUGCAGGAAUAAAACUGUUCAUAACAUAUUGCUAUAAAACCAAAUGUUAUACUUCUUAUAAAUCACACAAAGAUGAGAAAGGGUAGAAACUUUUAUCAAAAUCUUAUAUAAAACUUAUAGAUUCAGGCAACUGUUUGGCUGAGUCCUCACAUCAUUGUUCAAUUCUGUUCAAUUUUAUUUAUAUAGUGCCAAAUCACAACAACAAUUGCCUCAAAGCGCUUUAUAUUAUAAGGUAAACCAUACAGUUACAGAUAUAAAGAAAAACCCGACAAUCAUAUGACUCCAUGUGAGCAGGCACUUUGGUGAAAGUGGGAAAGAAAAUCUCCUUUUUAACAGGAAGAAACCUCCGACAGAACCAGGCUCAGGGAGGGGCGGGGCCAUCUGCUGUGACCCUCGAAUACAUGCCUGGAGUGUGUAUUACCAUGGGAGUAUUAAAUGGAUUUCAUCCAUAACCCAGCAUGUUUGUAGGUUUAUUUAUUUAACAAGCAGCAGCACCUCAGAGUUCUGGUUACCCUGCAAAUUGUCAGUGAAUAUCUGCAAAUGUUGUUGUUUUAAUUUGUGUCCCUUUUAUAUGAAUGUGCUCAGGAACUCAUUGUCUUAAAACUCACUUAUGUUUCUAGUUUUAGCAUUUUAAUAGAGCAGUUCCAUGUGCAGUUCCACAUAAUUAUUAAGAUUCACACUCCCUUGCUACCUCCCAGAGUCCUUGAAGAGACAAAAGACUCUUCCUGUGGAGUUGUGUGCUUCCUCCAACUUUCCUACUAGACCCCCACCAUUUGUCUUACUGUAUGAGUGUGAGACAUGUUAAAAUCCAGUGGC